Messenger RNA from Amphibalanus amphitrite, 2991 nucleotides. RefSeq names its product cytochrome P450 2L1-like. Lineage: Eukaryota; Metazoa; Arthropoda; Thecostraca; Balanomorpha; Balanidae. The record is from RefSeq and is a predicted model, not a curated record. Gene Ontology annotation, biological process: xenobiotic metabolic process. Gene Ontology annotation, cellular component: intracellular membrane-bounded organelle; cytoplasm. Gene Ontology annotation, molecular function: oxidoreductase activity, acting on paired donors, with incorporation or reduction of molecular oxygen, reduced flavin or flavoprotein as one donor, and incorporation of one atom of oxygen; iron ion binding; heme binding. The transcript has 10 exons. The coding region runs from base 275 to 1750 and encodes 491 amino acids.
GAUAACAGCAGGGAUGACCCACUUGUGCUGAGAAGUGCUCUCUGGAGGCAAACUCACAGUGCUCGCUUAGACGUGAGGAGAGGAACGGGGGCCUGUCUCUCACUUCUCCUAAACGUUAAUUAUUCUUUCCGACAGUACACUUGAAAUAAGUCUGUAACGUGGCAGGAAGGUGCAAAGUAGCGAAGGAAGUCGAAACUGUCUCGUUGAAACUCUUCCAGCCGUGCUGGCUGGUGUUUGAACGAAGUGAAGUCACCAGAAGAGGGACAACGUCAUCAUGGAGCUGACGACUCUGGUGUUGAUUGUGCUGGUUGGUCUGCUGUUCUACUAUGGGAGCAGGAAGCCGGAUCGCUACCCACCAGGUCCGAUGCGUUUGCCCAUCAUCGGAACGCUAUGGCGAUCUCACUGGAACCAAACUCUGAACAUCACCCAGCGGCAUCUGAACAUGCUGAAGGAGUAUGGCAACGGAAAGAUUCUCGGCUACUUCAUCAUGAACCAACCAGCAGUCCAUAUUGGGGAUUAUGAGAUGGCCCGGGAUGUUUUCAAUAAGCGUGAGGCCAGCGGGCGGCCUGAUAUUGACAUCAGCCGAGUUCGGACUCAUGGAAAAAAUAGAGGUCUUCUGCUCAACGAGGGCCAGUCCUGGUCCGCGCACCGUCGUUUCUCUCUCCACCAUCUCCGCGAUCUAGGCCUUGGAAAGAACUCUCUGGAGUCUAUCCUUCUCCGUGAAGUGGACGCGAUGGUACAGCAUCUGGAUGGUUUGAAUGCACGCCCAACACCGGUGAACAGUCUCUUCAACGUGCAUAUUCUCAAUGUGCUGUGGGAGAUUAUCACUGGAAAACGUUUCGAGCACGACGAUCCCCGGAUGGAGCUGAUCAUCCGCUCUCUAACUCUGUUCCUACGAAGUACAAUGGAUCUGAGUGGGAUCAUCAGCAGCCACCUGGGAGCCGUGUAUCAGCCUCUGGGCGGAGACCUCUACAAGGCAACUCUGGAGGCCAGGGAUCAACUCACCAAACUGUUCCAGGCUGAGAUAGAUGAGCACAAGGCGACGCUGGACCCAAAGUCGCCCCGAGACUUCCUGGAUAUGUAUCUCAUCAAGAUGGCUGAAGAUGACGAGAUCGCCAAGGAAUUUGAUGUGUGGAAUCUCUACGCCACGCUCCAGGAUCUCUUCCUGGCUGGAAGUGAAACGACCAGUACGACCACCGAAUGGGCUGUCUUGUUCCUCCUGCGGGAUAGAGCGAUUCUUGAAAAGGCGCAACGGGAGAUAGCGGCCGUGGUGGCCCUCGGAGAGAGGGUGGAGCUGCAUCAUCGGCCUCAGAUGCCUUACGUGGACGCCGUACUGGCUGAGACCAUGAGAAGAAGUACGGUGACGCCGCUAGCCAUUCCGCAUCGCGCUAUGGCUGACAUGGAGGUGGCAGGCUACCGGAUCCCCGAGGGUGCAUGGCUUCACACCAACGUCUACGCGAUCCACUAUGACGAGAAGCACUGGGGAGAUCCCCACAACUUCAGGCCGGAGAGGUUCAUGAAAGAUGGAAAAUUCGUCAGUGACAAGCAUCUGAUCCCCUUUGGAAUCGGCAAGCGGGUCUGCAUGGGCGAGUCUCUGGCCCGACAGGAGAGCUUCCUCUUCCUGGCUAACCUGAUCCAUCAGUUCGACAUUACCCCACCCGAGGGAGAGGGUGUUCCUCCUCUAGUCUUCCAGCAGGGCGUGGUGCAGGGAUCCGGUCCGUUCAGAGCCUGCUUCAGACGUCGCGUGUGAAGAGAUGGGGGAGAUGAAGAUGGAAGAGAAGAGAAGAUGAAGUGUGUAAGGCAAAUGAGAUGUUGAAGUUGCUGCUUUGAAAAGGCGCGUGUGAAGAGAUGGGGGAAAUGAAGAUGGAAAGGAAGAAAGAAGAGACGAUGCGGAAGGAGAUGGCAUGUAGAAGUUGAAUAUGUUGCGUGUAGCUAGAAGUUGUUGCGCGUAGACUAGUUUGCAGAGUGUCGUGUGUUGUUUACAGGAUAGGAUGAAUAGUUUCUGUAGGUAGGUACAGUAGGUCUACAAAAUAAGUCCCCGCCGUAAGCGGGUCACCAGUGGGCAGUUAGCUCCUGAGACUUAUUUUGUAGACCCACUGUACGUCAGAGUGCUUGAGAUGAAAGAAAAGAUGGAACAAGGAAUGUGAGAGCGAAAGGUGUUAAGCGGUGUUUAGGUAAAGGCAUUUCCUGAGAAAAUACCAACUGCUAGGGGAAAACGUAGAAGAUUGUGGUGGAUGUGACGUCUAGAGCCUAUGCUCUUAUGUAUUCAGAGAGAGUUAUGAUAUGUGUUAUGGGGAAUUCCGAGGGAAGAGAGGGAGGGAGUUGGGCUAGUUGAGGUGAAGUUAUGGGCAGUAGCGGCGGAACACCUUCGAUUAAGGGGGGGGGGGGGGCACUGCCAACUUUUGGUCCCAUUCUUUUCAUGCAACGCUCAUAGGGCUAAUGUUAAAAUGCCAAAAUCAAAGGGAGGCACGGUGCCCCGGUGCCCUCCCGGUUCCGCCGCCUAUGGUUAUGGGUGACAAGGUGGACGAGAUAUGAUGCGGAGAUGAUGACGGUGUGAUGGGCGGAGAGAGAGAGAGAGAGAGAGAGAGAGAGAGAGAGAGAGAGAGAGAGAGAGAGAGAGAGAGAGAGAGAGAGAGAGAGAGAGAGAGAGAGGAGUUGUGAAUGGUAUGCUACUGGAAGAUGAUGACAUGCCACCAUGUCUGUUAUACCUAUACUUUUGAAAACACGCACACGUGUGUUGAGACGCGCGAAGUGUGUCAGAUAUGAAUGACACCUUAUAUUCAUGUAAAGAAGCAAAUGUUGGAAGUGGAACGUUAGAAACGUAUGUGCGCGGGUGCAAUGUUAUGUCUUAUUAGUCAAUAGGCAUGGCGUGUUGACUGUUGCGUGUGCUUUGAAUCAAUCCAGGUUACAUAUACUCACUUGAGAAAAUAUAAUCCGUCUAUGAAAUAGCUGUGUGGAUUGUAUCCAAGGUAAAAUAAAUUGGCGAUGCAA